AUGUCCACAAAGCUAUACACAUACCCCAUCAAGUCCCUCCGCGAAACUCCCAUUUCAGAAGCCGUAGUCACGAAGCAUGGAUUCUUCUACGACAGGCGCUUCAUGAUCCUCAAAGUCCACCGAGAAGAUGACAACACACGAAGAUAUGAAAACAUGCACCUAGCGUUCUUUCCAGAGAUGGUCCUCUUCAGCACAGACAUCACGUUCCCCAGCGACGACGGGACGGAGGCCGGCAAAGUGCAUGUCACGUUCAACCCGCCAGACGGCGGAAGCCCAAGGACUCUCGACAUCCCGCUUGUACCCGACGUAUCCAGCUUGGACACUCUUAAGGUCGUUAUGCAUAGCAGCCCGACGGACGCCCACAACAUGGGUGCAAACUACAACGACUGGUUCUCCGCCUGCUUCGGCUACGACGCCGUUCUUGCCUACCUAGGAGAAAACCUUCGGCCCGUCCUUAUGACCGGGCCAUCAAAGGGCGAGCCCAACGGCUCAUGGCUAUCAAGUAUCACGAGCCUCCUCGGCUCCACACCAGAGGAAACAGAAGCGAUCACCUUCGCAGACUGCGCGCCCUUCCUCGUGGUCUCGGAGACAUCGCUUAAAGAUGUCUCGGCCCGGCUGCCGGACGGGGAGCAGAUGGACAUCACCAAGUUCCGGCCGAACGUCAUCGUCGAGGGCGCCGAGUCCAAGUGGGAGGAGGACUUCUGGGCCGAGAUUAUGUUGGGAGAUGUUAAGCUCGACGCGGUGCAGAACUGCGUGAGGUGUCAGAGCAUCAACAUUGACUAUUCCACGGGCAAGCCAGGGAAGAAUGAGGCGGGAAAGGUGUUUAAGCUGAUGCAAAAGGAUAGGCGGGUCGAUUCGGGUCACCAGUAUAGCCCGGUGUUUGGGCGAUAUUGUUUUUUGAAGCCGGGUGAUGACCACAAACGGGUUGCUGUUGGGGAUGAGGUGAAGGUCCUUAGACGGAACUCGGAGCAUACAGUGUUUGGUAAGUUGUUUACAGGGAUGUGA
This is a messenger RNA of Coniosporium apollinis CBS 100218, 1005 nucleotides long. RefSeq lists its product as uncharacterized. The record is from RefSeq and is a predicted model, not a curated record. The transcript has a single exon. NCBI's taxonomy places the organism in Eukaryota, Fungi, Ascomycota, Dothideomycetes. Bases 1 to 1005 code for a protein of 334 amino acids. Gene Ontology annotation, molecular function: molybdenum ion binding; catalytic activity; pyridoxal phosphate binding.